Molecule: messenger RNA, 4394 nt
Organism: Ceratina calcarata
Lineage: Eukaryota; Metazoa; Arthropoda; Insecta; Hymenoptera; Apidae
Gene: mud
Product: mushroom body defect
Exons: 8
Coding region: 1-3921 (1306 amino acids)
Source: RefSeq, a predicted model, not a curated record
AUGUGGAGUGAAAUUCUAUUGGAAUGGAUAAAUUGUUUAGAUGUUUUAGGAUCUAACAUUAAAGAUUUGAAAGAAUUGGAUGAUGGAAAGGUAUACAAAAAAUUAAUAGAAUUGUUUUCCUGGGAAGGUGUUAAAAACAUUUCAGAAGCAGACAACGUUAUAUGCAAAUUUAUACAAGAUGAAUAUCCAGAGUAUGAAUGUGAUGAUAAAGAUCUGGAAGCGAAGGAACACGUGUAUACAGCAUCCCUGUUUUUGUUGCGUGCAUCUCAGGAAUCACUAUUUCAAAAUUCAAUGUGCAAUAACUUGCAACAUGAGACACAAGUCAAGAUUAAAGCGUUUCUUGAAAGUAUUAUACCAUACGGAAAGAUCAUAAAGAAGGAAACUUUAAAGAACGUGAUUGCCAAGGUAGAAGAUGGUUUGAGAAUCUGUUUAACGCCGAAAUCAAAAACUCUUACAGAAUUUUUCACAUCUCCUACCAUGCGGUCAGUCGAAAGUCAUAAAUUGUUAACAACAAAGAAUAGGGAAUUGAGGAUACUGAGGAGUGAAUUAGAAGUGGAGAGACUUGAGAAAAUCGAUUUGCAGGAUGACUUGAAAAUUCAUCAAAGCAAAAUACAGAGUCUACAGGAAAAGUUGAAAGAGAAGAUUGCUGAGAUAAAGGCGUUGAAGGAAGAGAGCUUGAGAGUACAAACGCCACAGUCCUGUAAGAAAAGUAAGAAUGCAAUAAACUCUGAACGACACUAUAGGAAAGAAAUAGACCGUUUGGAGGAUCAACUCGGGGAGAAACAGUGUGAGAUACACAAUCUUGAAACGGAUAAUGAAACUCUGAGAAAGAAGUUGGCGUGCGUGAAACAGCAGUGCGGAUGUUACAAAGAAAAGAUAGAAAAUUACGAGAGGAUUUUAGAAAAUAUGGAACAUCAAAUGGAGAUGAAGGACAGGGAAUUGGCGAAUUUGAGAAUGACCAACGACGAGUUACGUGGUCAUCUAAAGGGAGCGGUGGCGGAUCAGAGUUUUGAAAUAGACGGUGUAGUACCCUUUGACACUCUUUCAACAUCAUUCAACUGCAGCGAAACCAUGAGCACCGUGAUUGAAAUUCAAUUACGAGAAGCGAAGGAGGAAUCAUCUUUGUUGAGGACCCAACUGGAAGCAUCGAAUAAACAGUUGGAAUCUACUGCUGAAAUGUAUAAGAAUGCAACGAAGAUGUUGGAAGAGAAGACACAAAUGUUACACAGUACAGAAGUGAAAUUAGAUGAAACUGUCAAUAAUUUAAACAAGAAAAUUGAUUCCCUGGAGAAAAAGGAAAACUCGUUGACAAUUAAGAAUCAGAAUUUAGAGGCACUGUGCGCUUCACAAAAGGAAUCUUUAUUACAUGCAGAACAAUCGAAAGCUGUUUUAACCGAUGAAAUAAAUACUUUAAAAGGCAGAAUAAAAGAUUUAGAAAAAUCCGUAUCUGACGAAAAUGUAAAUAACGCUAUAUUGAACAAUGAGAUGGCACAAGUCAAGUCGCAAGUAAACGAAAAUCUCAAGUGCAUAGAAGCUCUGACGGAGCAAAAUAAUUUAUAUAAAACUUGUAUAGAUUUGUACAGUAAAAACUUGAGAGAAAUUGUUCUCGACUAUUUCGAAACCGACUGUUCGGAAAACCUGAACGAUAGUACAGUAGACGGUCUCAUAGAACGUGUCCAAACGAUAUUAUGUAAUUUUGAUAGAAAGUACAAUUCAAUUCAAAUGGAAUUAAAGUCGAAAAAUAAUGCUAUCGACGAAGCUAAUCUAAGAGUAGCAACUUUCCAGUCACGAGUAUCUCAUUUGGAGGAAAAAGAUGAACAGAACAUUGCGAAAAUUAAGAAGCUGCAGGAAACCGUUACAAAUAGUACAACGAGAGUUGACGAACUUGAUAGUAUUAUAAAGAAGAAUUCCGAGGAAAUUUCACAUUUAAGACAAGUCGAAUUAAGGAAAGAAGAUUUAGAGAAGGAUAUGGACAAGUACAAACAGGAAAUAAACAGAAAAAAUGCACUGAUACAGACUUCCGAGAAGCAUAUAAAAGCAUUGAAAAAAAAUAUUGAUACUUUCAGGGCAGAAUUUUUCUCCAUGAGAGAGAAUAUACUGAACCAGAUUAAUGAACAGCAAAAAUACAACGACAAGAAGGACAAGAGCAUUUUGAAUACCUGUAAAAUAUUAUACGCCAGUUGUACUGAAGAACAACUUUCUAAGGAGAAGCUUAAAAUCGAGCUUGCUGAUAACGAAAAGGAGUUAGAGGUCAGUAGGAGUCUGAACGUUGCGUUACAAAAUGAAUUAAGAGGAAACAGGGAAAUCAUAAGUAGCAUGGAAACAAAGUUGACGAUUGCUGAAGAAAAGUUGGCGAAAGUUAAAAAAAUGGAAGAGAUACUUGAAGAGCAACGCGAUCAACUCAAAUCCGAGAAUGAAAAGAUUCUGCUCGAUUUAAAUGAUGCAAAUGUUAAGCUCGAGGAAGCUAAACAGGAAGCGCAUAGUGCUUCGGACGAGCUAAAGAUUGAAGAUGAGAAAAUUUGUGGUCUCAUCGAGGAAAUCGCUAAUUUAAAAUUAGAGAUUGAACGUGAAAAGCAGUUACGAGCAGGAUGGGAGUCGAAGACAAGGGAUUUUAUCAAAAAACUGGAGACAAAAUUGUUAGAGAAACAAAUUCGUUUAGAUCAAUUGGAUGUGGUUGUGAAACUGAAACAAGAAACGUUGGAACUUGUGCAGGAUAAGUAUAAUAAAUUAUCGAAGGAGUCAAUUGUAUCCGAAAUGAAGAUGAAGGAAGUGAUUACAAAUCUGCAAGAAGUGAGAAGUAAUCAGGACGCGGUGUUAAAAACUCAAGAGGAAGCUUUGAAGGAGAGGUGUUUGCAAUUGGAACAACUACAGAAGGAAUACGACGAAACUAAAGCGAUGCACGAGAAGCAAUUGAGAGAACUUCACGAUAAGUACAAAUCUAAAGUCGACGAGAUUAAACAAAACAUGAAAGCAGCGUAUAACGAGCAAAUAAGAAAGCUAAACAAAGAUCAAGAACAGUCCGUACAGGAGAGAUUGGAGUCGUUGCAAAAGAAGAUGGAACUACAGUAUCGUAAGCAGGCGGACGAAUUGAAUAAAUACAAGGCUCAUGUAACAGACAUGAGCUCGCGAUAUUGGAACAUUGGCGAGAAACUGUUGAGCGAGCAACAAGAGAAGGAAAAAUUACAAAAGGAACUGGCUGAAUGGAAAGCUAAAUGUCGGUGUUUGGAUAGAAGAAUACUUUCGUCGAUAGAAAAUAAAAUUUCCAAAUACGAACAAAAGGGGGAAGGGCCGGAUGAACUUUUACAGAAAAUUACGACGAUACAAGAGCAAUCAACGUACGAGAGGAGAUACAGUAUUAGAAGUAUACAGGCAAUGGGUAACGCGUUUAAUGCGGAAGAUGAAGAGGGAGAAGUGCCCGACAAUAUUUAUUUGGCUGACAUGAGAGAUGGUAAUUCUACGUUCGACAAGGACAGAUUAUCUAUUUUGAAGAGAAGAAACGCUCUCUGCAAACCUCAUUUGAAAUCAUCUUAUCCUGCCGAAAUGCAGUUUCAUCCCUUACCCUUCUCGGAAGAAGAAAUUAAGACUGGUUCUGCGGACGACGUAUUUAACGACAGCUUAAGUCAAAGUUUGCUUCCUGAACAGAAAGUUAGGAAAAAGGAUAAAACUCAAUCCUCGUAUAAAAAACCUGGUCCUCCGACUCCUGCUAAGAACGGAGGAAGAUUAUCGUUGCAGAGUAACGAAUUGAAAAGUCCGAAUUCAAUAACAAUGCGAGACAGAAAUAAAGACAGAAUAACUACUACACCUGGAAGAUUGAGAAGUUUGUUUACUUCUUCACGGCGUCAGAACGAAACCAUUAUAAUUACGCCAAAAAGUCGAAGAAGCAGCAUAUUCAGAAAGUGUCGAAAUAUAAAUGACAGAUAAAAAAUGUCUACGGAUGCAACAUAGAAAUGUUUAAUGGCAAUGGUGUCAUGGUUGUAAAUAGCAGAUGUAUUUUUUCUGUAAGAUUUUUCAUACAAGACUAUAAUAAUUGUACAGCAGUGGACGUGAAACUAUAAUUUUAACGGUAGAUGAUUUAAGUAAGCGAUGUAUAAAAACGAUUUUACCACUCGUAUUUUAUUUAUUUAGAAUAUCUUUUGAUAAUUUUAUACCGACGUUAUUGUAUACAUACGAUGAUAUUAUUACAUUGUCAAAACCUAAUUUUAAUGUAAUUAAAUGUAAUAAAAGAUUAUUGAGAUGGUAAUUUUGUUUUCGAUAUAAAAAGAUUUUGGAUUAUAAAGUUUUAUUAUUACGCGCUUAUCGUACAAUUAAUUAUUACAUGACGUUACAUUAGUAAUUAGUAAGUAUAGACAGUAAAUUAGACAUGACAAAAAUUGAUGAAAUAGUAGUUUAACCUG